CUUUUAUCCAUCUUUCGUGGUCUUUAUUGAUAUACAUUAUACACAAUAGACUCGUUCGAGGAUACCUGAAUCUCUUCACAGCUAUCCGAUACAUCCGCGAAACCAUGUCUCUCCAGCUUUCCAACCUGUUCGGCGUUAAGGACAAGAUCGUCGUAAUCACUGGCGGAGGCACCGGACUCGGCAAAGCGAUCGCGGAGGGCUUUUCUACCAAUGGUGCCAAAGUCUACAUUACGGGACGUCGUGUCGAAGUCCUCGAGAAAGCUGCAGAGGAACUGCGGGGAAGAGCGACACUUGGUGGACAAGUAAUACCCAUUAAGAGCGAUGUGAGCACAAAAGAUGGCUGCGCCCAACUCGUUGAACAGAUCAAGCAGAAGGAAGAUCAUGUUGAUGUGCUAAUUAGUAAUGCUGGUCUGCCUGGGAAGACGGACUAUCCUCCUUGGAAUCCCAACGAUCCCGACGCUGUUGAAAGAGGGCUGUGGGAAAGUGUCGACGACGAAUCCUUUACCACAACCAAUAAUGUCAAUAUCAGUGGUGUCUAUUUCACCACUGUGGGUUUCCUCCCGCUGCUGCGAAAGUCUUCGGACCCCAGCGUGAUUGUGAUUGCUUCCUUGGCCGGGAUUGCCAACCAGAGGACCGUGGGAACGGUGACUUAUGGUGCUUCGAAAGCUGCAGCUAUCCACGUAUCGAAGCUCCUGGCUGGUAGAUUUUCUCCUAUGAAAGUCCGCGUUAACUGCAUCUGCCCCGGAAUUUUCCCCAGCGAGAUGACGUUCGCUGAUACCACUGGCAACGCGGAAAACCUCAAUCCCGUCUCAGAAGGUGCUGCUAAGCGGGCUCCUGCUGGGCGCCCUGGAUAUCCCGAAGAGAUUGUCGGACCGUGUCUGAUGCUGAGUUCCAAGGCCGGGGGCUACAUGAAUGGAGGGUACCUCUUGGUUGAUGGCGGCAGAGCAAUGAGCGCAUCCAUCAACGAUGGGAUUCACAUGCCAGAGGACACAUACGUGUGGUAAAUUCAUAUGUGCCCAAGGACUCAACUACAGCUACCACCCAACCCUAGUUCUAACACACUAAGAUAGCGAUCACAUAGAAGAGUCAUAAUGAACUGAUUAGCUAUCUU
Messenger RNA from Aspergillus costaricaensis CBS 115574, 1111 nucleotides. RefSeq names its product SDR family NAD(P)-dependent oxidoreductase. The coding region runs from base 105 to 1004 and encodes 299 amino acids. Gene Ontology annotation, molecular function: oxidoreductase activity. The transcript has 14 exons. The record is from RefSeq and is a predicted model, not a curated record. Lineage: Eukaryota; Fungi; Ascomycota; Eurotiomycetes; Eurotiales; Aspergillaceae.